AGGCAGGUGGCGUCGCCAAAGGGGGGGUGCUUUAAAUAAGGCGUGUGGCUGAAAUUCCUAAACGAUCCAUCGCAACAGUUUGUUCGUUUUUCAUACACCUACCGAAUCGUCUUCGUUGUUUACAAUGUCAAACCAAUUUGCUCCUGGAGUUUCCAUAUCGUCUGUGUCACUGCUCCAAGCACCUCUGAUGGAAAAUAAGUGUAGCUUAAUCGGAUGUGUUAAUGAAGAGUGCCACUGAUGAGUUCAGUAAGUAUGCAGAGCGGGGUUAAGGUUGCAGGUUUAAGAAUCAGUGGGAAAGGGUAUGACAUGGCAUACGAAUCCUGUGGGUGAUGUCUUCUGAUAUGAUUUCACGUAUGGUCAUUAGCAACACUAACACUAAAUGCAUUGGCCUACAUCAGAUUACAUGAAGAAUAGUUAUAGCACCAAUUUGGAGGGAGUCCAACAGUAAAUUAUAAUAAGGAAAGGCUAUACAUAAGAAACCAUAGGAACGGAGGGCUGCAUACAUGUUAUGGUUUCAGAUGACCCAUGUGCAAAAGGUUCCAUGACAAAAGCAGUUUGGAUAUCAAAAAUUGCCAAGUGUCGGUUGUAAACAGAGCCCAUUUACCAUAUGAAUCCCUAUGGGUGUUCCCAUAUUCAAUAAAGAGAUGCUAUAAAACAAUAUGAAACAGUGUUGUGUAGUUUGGUUUAUUCUCUGGAACUAUUUUAUGCCAGCAAUACAACUCUUGUUAUGGUUAUCAUGAUCAAUUUAACAGCUGUGGUUAUUUGUACACUCCCGCUUGUGUUAUUUGACUUAAUUGUUGUAUUGCUGACAGACAUGUUAUAAAAGACAAUUGUGUAUUUCUUGUUAUAUGAUGAACACAACAUGAACAUACAGAAGAUCAGGAGAAUAGAUAUUGUUCUAAGUGAUGGCUCAGCAAGCAAGAUUUGGUCAGAAAUAUUUUAAGGCUUUUGUAAGUGGCUUCUUUGUAGCAGUACCAGUGACAGUCACUGUUCUUGAUCGCCUUGCCUAUGUAGCACGUGUGGAAGGAGCUUCCAUGCAGCCCUCCUUGAAUCCUGAUGGAGGUUCAGCAUCUGAUGUUGUACUUCUGAAUCGUUGGAGUGUAAGAAACUACAGGGUGCAGCGUGGGGAUGUCGUCUCUGUUUUGUCUCCUAAGAACCCUCAGCAGAAAAUCAUUAAGAGGGUCAUUGCCUUAGAGGGAGAUUUCAUUAAAACACUAGGAUAUAAAAACCGUUAUGUGAGGGUUCCUGAUGGACACCUGUGGAUAGAAGGAGACCAUCACGGCCACAGUUUUGACAGCAACAGUUUUGGACCCGUCUCCCAGGGGCUCCUUCAUGGCAGGGCGUCUCAUAUCAUCUGGCCACCCAACCGAUGGCAGCGGAUAGAACCCUAUGUUCCAACUGACCGCAAACCAUUGCUGAACUGGAGCCAAAAAUACUCAGAGGAUGAGGAUGAUUGAAAAAGAUCUCACACAAACAAACUGUCACUGACACAACUUGCUGCAAACUGAAGAAGGAACAUUUUAUAAGAAAGUGAAGUGGCAAUUCCAAAUAUUUUUAAGUUCAACUUUCAACUUUUGUGUUGAUCCUCUGCUUUCCUCAGUGCCUAUUCAAGCAAUGAAUUGUUUUUUCUUUUUAAAAAGACAAAGCAUCAUUAGGUUAAGAACAUGCAUCGGAAAACUGGAUUUCAUCAGUGUUUCAAAUGUUUCUGUGCUUUACAAUACUAUGACUACUAAGUUGAACCAUUUAUGACUUUUAUUGCUAUUGAAGUACUCAAUGGUGGGAUCUGCAGAGUGUUAAUUAAGGUGCUUGUAGUGAUUCUUUUUUGGUAAAAUAAUGUUGCCAUUUGACAUUGUGCUGGUAAAAGUUUGUGCUGGUAAAUAUAUCCCCAAAAAAUAUACAUACCCACAUGUUCCAUAUAACAAAAUAUGGAAAACUUAAAAGGCUCUAAACUUUCUGAAUGCACUGUAUUAUAUACACAUACUAUGUAUACAGUGCAUUCGGAAAGUUCAGACCCUUUCCAGUUUUCCACAUUUUGUUAUGUUUUAGACUUCUCUUAAAAUGGAUUACAUUUUGUCCUCAUCAGUAUACAAACAAUACUUCACAAUGAUAAAGCAAAACCAGGUUUUUGGAGUGUUAUGUUAAUUUAUUCUUAAUAAAAGUCUGGAAUAUGCCAUUA
Messenger RNA from Clupea harengus (Atlantic herring), 2176 nucleotides. RefSeq names its product inner mitochondrial membrane peptidase subunit 2 (gene immp2l). The record is from RefSeq and is a predicted model, not a curated record. Lineage: Eukaryota; Metazoa; Chordata; Actinopteri; Clupeiformes; Clupeidae. Gene Ontology annotation, molecular function: serine-type endopeptidase activity. Gene Ontology annotation, cellular component: membrane; mitochondrial inner membrane peptidase complex.